CUCGCUCCCGGUUGGUGUUUCCUGAUUUUGUUUCUAAGGCCGGCCGGUCGUUCGGUCAGUCAGUUGGUCGGUUUUUUGUCUUUUAUUUGGGGUGUCAUCCAGUCCGACAGCUGAUUAGUCGUCAAUUUAUUUGCCGCGCUGCAGUAUGCAAAUGCUUGCAACUGCAUCUGGACGCGUCACGUUUGUUGAUAGAGCAUUUGAAGAAGUUAGUUAGCCGAUUUAUCUAAUCAGGCCACAAACAUCAACCAACGAUGGAGGCUCCCAAAGUAACGCUGAGUCGGAAUCCGCGCAAGACGGCGGGUUUGCUAUCACAUCUCACGUUUUGGUGGACCAUAGAUAUGUUUCGGAAAGGCUCCAGUAGGACCCUGGAACUGUCGGAUAUCUAUCAACCGCUGGAUAAAGAUCGAUCCGAAAAAUUGGGUGAUGAGCUGGAGAGGCACUGGAAUCGUCAGCUGCGGAAAGCUAGCAAAAAGUCCAACGGUAGACCGUCUCUGAUUCGCGCCGUCUCCUGGACCUUUUGGCGUGACUGGUUACUGCUGUCGGUUAUCACAUUUUUCAGCGAAAUUGUUCUCCGGAUUGCCCAACCAAUUCUGCUGGGUCGGUUGUUGCUGUAUUUCAGGCGACAAUCAGACAUUUCCUACGGGACUGCGCUGUACUACGCUCUAGGUAUGGUUGUGGCAAAAGGUGCCAGUAUAGUUAUGGAAAAUCAGUAUUCUUACAUCACCAGCGUUAUCGGAAUCCGAACCAAGAUCGCCAUUUGUAGUGUGGUCUACAGGAAGAGUAUGCGGCUGUCUCAAACGGCGCUUGGGGAUACCUCCCCUGGAAAGGUCGUCAAUUUGCUUUCCAACGACGUUAAUCGCUUCGAGAUCGUAGCCUACCUUCUGAACUACAUGUGGGUAGGACCACUUGUAACGUUGAUAGUGCUGGUUCUGAUUUGGGUGGAAGUUGGCUUGGCCGGCAUCAUAGGAAUAGCUGCAAUUUUUAUCGUGACACCUAUUCAGUCGGUUGUGGGUAAACUAACCUCAAAGUACAGACUACGCACUGCCCUCAGAACCGACGAACGUAUUCGACUAAUGGAUGAGGUUAUAUCCGGGAUUCAUGUGAUCAAGAUGUAUGCCUGGGAGCGACCUUUUGCGGCAUUGGUAUCCUUGGCUCGAAAAGCCGAAUUGAAGGUAGUCCUCAAAAGUGGUUACCUCAGAGGGUUUCACAUGACAUUUGAACUGUUUACCAUUCGCUUUGCGCUGCUCGCAGGAAUGGUUACCCUAGUGUUAAGUGGAGAAGAAAUUACGGCAGCCAAAGUUUUUGUUAUGAGCAGCUACCUGCAGAUCGUUUCGUUUUCCAUGGCCGGGAUGUUCGUACGAGGAGUUGCCGAAAUUGCCGAAGGUCUCGUGGCUACUCGUAGAAUUCAACGGUUCCUGGAGUACGAGGAAAUCGAUGAGUACUACGCAUUGAAACUCAACACUGGCAAAGCCAAAGAGACUAAAAAUUCCGAAAACAACGUGAAAUUGCCGCCAAAUGUGUCAAUAUCUCUCCAAGGUGUCUCAGCGCGGUGGAAGCUACCGGAAAACAAGGACAGCCAAGAUAAUAAAAUCCCUUUAACCCUCAACAAUCUCACUGCAGAUUUUCCAAAAGGCAAGUUGAUCGGCAUUGUGGGUCCCAUCGGUUCCGGUAAAUCUUCGCUGCUACAAGCGAUCCUUCGGGAGCUUCCGCUGGAAGCUGGGCGCCUUCAGUGUAGUGAUUCCAAUAUAUCGUUUGUCAAUCAGGAACCGUGGCUGUUCGCCGGGUCCAUAAAACAAAAUAUUCUAUUCGGGCAACAGAUGGAACGAGCACUUUAUGCGAAAGUGAUCAAAGCCUGUGCGAUACAGGCUGAUUUACUGCAAUUUCCCGAUCGUGAUGAAACUUUGAUUGGUGAACGUGGUGUUUCACUUUCCGGAGGACAAAAAGCUAGAAUCUGUCUCGCUCGUGCAAUCUACAAGCAAUCGGGGGUGUACCUGUUGGAUGACCCGCUUAGCGCAGUGGAUGCUCAUGUAGCCAGACAUCUAUUUGAUCUGUGCAUUGGACCUCGAGGUUUUCUGGGUCAUCAGCAUGCGACCCGAAUUUUGGUAACGCAUCAAGUUCACUUUCUGGUUGACGCUGACUGGGUGAUUGUUAUGGACGAGGGCAAAAUCGCUGCCCAGGGAACGCCUCACGACUUGAUCGAAGGCGGCAAACUUAACAUUACUGAGCCAGAGGUCGAUGCAGAGGAGCAGCCUGAGGAUGACCGAAAGUCCACCUCGACUCGUGGAUCAGCCAGAAACUCCGUCUCAUCGCUGUCAUCGAAAGCCGAAGGCAAUGAUCACUCGAAGAACGAUGCCCAGACUGACAAAAAGAUGCAGCAAGCGUUCGAACAAUCGUCUGCCAAUACGGUUGGUGGAUCGCUGUUCAUGAACUAUCUGUCGGGUGUCGGAAGUUGGACCGUUAUAGGGUUUUUGCUACUGUUGAUUAUUGGUGCUCAAACGGCUGUUAGUUUCGCCGACUAUUGGGUCGCCUUCUGGGUAUCCCAGGAGGAACUUCGAGCUGCUGCCGUUGUUGACGAGGAGGUAAAAGUUGAAGAGGACUCUACUUUGAGCACCGAUAUCUGCCUAACGGUACAAACUGCAGCCGUCAUCGGUAUUUUUGUGAUUGGAAUGUUACGUGGUAUCGGUUUCUUCAAAUCGGUUGUACGAGCAUCGCAAACCAUCCACGAUUGGUCUUUCGGAGGGUUGAUAGCGGCAACAAAGUAUUUCUUCGACACGAAUCCUUCCGGAAGGAUUCUAAACCGGUUUGCCAAAGAUAUGGGUGCUAUGGACGAGCUGCUGCCAAAAUCGAUCUUCGAUGCAACUCAGCGUAUACUGAUGAUCGUGGGAGCUAUGAUUGUGAUAUUGGUGGUGCAACCACUGUUCAUCAUUCCGAUGUUGGUUCUGCUUGGCGUAUUACUACUGACCAGACGAAUCUACGUGCAGACAUCGCAGAACAGUCGAAGAUUGGAAAGCAUAACACGUUCACCGAUAUUCAGCCACAUAUCUACAACUUUGCAUGGGCUGUCAACGAUCAGGUCCUUCGCUGUUCAAGACCUGUUGAUCUCGGAGUUCGAUCAACACCAAAACCUGAACACGGGAGCGCUGUACAUGUUUCAUGACGGUCGAGUUGCGUUCGGAUUUGUGUUAGAUUUGAUAUUUUUCGUGUUUCUAACCGUUGUCACGUUUGGAUUUCUUCUGAUUCCAUCGGAAACUCUGGGUGACAAAGUUGGGUUGGUGGUUACUCAGAUUACCUCACUGGCUGGUAUGUUACAGUUCGGUGUUCGACAGAGUGCGGAAGUGUUCAAUCAUUUGAUCGCAGUCGAACGUCUGUUGGAGUAUAGAUAUCUUCCCCCUGAGAAGCAACCUUCAGCCGAUUGUGCUGCCUUAAAAAACAGAGAUAAAUGGCCAUCGGAAGGAAGUCUUAAGUUUGAAGGAGUUAAUUUCCGGUAUAAUGAAGGAGCCCCAUUAGUACUAAGGGAUCUGAAUUUCACCGUCAAACCAAAGGAAAAGAUCGGAAUCGUGGGUCGUACUGGUGCUGGAAAGUCAUCGAUCAUUGGAGCACUCUUCAGGACAGCGAUCGUCGAAGGCAAGAUCGUCAUUGAUGGGAUCGAUACAAACGAAGUGACCUUGGAAACCCUCAGGUCUGGAAUAUCCAUUAUCCCUCAGGACCCAAUACUUUUCAGCGGAACGCUGCGAAAGAAUCUCGAUCCUUUCGAAAAGUAUACAGACUCCGAUUUGUGGAAUGCUUUAACUUUGGUAGAGCUUAAAGACAUCGCGAAGGGCUCUUUGGGUCUUCACAGCUACGUUGCCAACGGAGGUUCCAACUACAGUGUAGGCCAGAGGCAACUCAUCUGUUUGGCAAGAGCUAUUCUGAGGAACAAUAAAAUACUAGUUCUGGAUGAAGCUACUGCCAAUGUUGAUCCAGAAACCGAUCAACUAAUACAGCGAACCAUCAGGGACCGUUUCGCAGCUUGUACGGUCCUUACGGUAGCGCACCGUUUAAAUACGAUCAUGGACUACGAUCGGAUUCUGGUGAUGAGCGAUGGGUCGGCGGUUGAAUUUGGAACCCCGGCGGAGUUGCUGCUGAUUCCGGAUGGGGUGUUCAAGUCCAUCGUAUCGGCAACGGGAGCUACCGAAGCUGAAGCUCUUACCAAAAUUGCACAGCAAAAAGCAAUCAGUUCAUGAGGAGGUAGAUAAGCCAAAAUAACUCUUCACUGUGUACUUAUUCUUAUGAAACAAUGUGCCGUUCUUAGAUGAAAACCUUUUUAUUUACAUAUUAGUUCCUAUUAGAAUACAUUCAAAAUUCUAUUUUGUAGAAAAAUCCAAUCUUAGAAUAAAA
Molecule: messenger RNA, 4377 nt
Organism: Uranotaenia lowii
Lineage: Eukaryota; Metazoa; Arthropoda; Insecta; Diptera; Culicidae
Product: ATP-binding cassette sub-family C member 4-like
Exons: 11
Coding region: 252-4223 (1323 amino acids)
Biological process (GO): transmembrane transport
Cellular component (GO): membrane
Molecular function (GO): ATP hydrolysis activity; ATP binding; ABC-type transporter activity
Source: RefSeq, a predicted model, not a curated record